Messenger RNA from Ambispora gerdemannii, 311 nucleotides. The record is from the annotation of a GenBank genome assembly. NCBI's taxonomy places the organism in Eukaryota, Fungi, Glomeromycota, Glomeromycetes, Archaeosporales, Ambisporaceae.
AAAUGACAACUAUCGAGAAAACUGAGCGAGAGCUGAACGACGCCAACGUGCAGUUGGAAGACGCGAAGAGGGCGUUGCAGGUGUUUAAGGAAGGCGAAGGGAAGCUGUUGGUGACACUGAGACUGAAGGAGUUGAGGGAGGACAUCAAUGCAAAGGAGCAAGCUGCGCUGAAGAGGCUGGCGGACGAGGAGACCAGGCUGACAGCAGAAGUGACCAAGUGGAGUGACGAGGUGUUGAAGAGCAGGGAAGACCUGCGACGGGCGCGGGCUCAGCUAGGUAACGACUUUGUGACUCGGGCAUUGGGGACCUAG